AUGUCAUUGGAUGCUGCAUGUUUACUAUCAUUAGCACUAGAGGGCAUGACAUAUGGUUUUUCAAUCUCAAUCCUCAUGUUUAUCGGUACUGUAUGGGCUUUGGCCUACAAACUGCGCAUACAGGAUGUCAAUCACACAAUUAUUGUGGUGGUCAUCCUGCUAUUUAUAUUGAGUACCGCGCAUAUCAUCGUGAAUAUCAUUCACAUUGAAGAUGGACUAGUGAAGGUGGGCCAGUGGCAGUUCUUUGCCAAUCCUUCUCAAUACAUAUUUAUUAUUGGGAAUGUGUUAUAUGGCUUGCAAACUUUACUGGGUGACGGGGUAUUGUCUUGGUCAUCAUCGUACCGAGCAUGCUGUGGUGCAGUGUUGCAGUACAUCGCAGUAUCUGGUAUUGUGACUCUAGUCAAAUCUACUGAAAACGAGCGUGGGGCACCUACACAUUGGGUUAAUGCAUUUUACACCUCAACUAUUGCAACAAAUUUGUUGAGUUCAGAAUACCAAGGGUCACCAGACUCACCCUUGAAGGAAGAAACCGGAAGCCCUACCUUCCUCCUUCAACCAGCUCACUUCACCCCAAGUCAAGACGAUAGCACAUCAUCCUCUCCAACAACAAUCUCUUCACUCACAGCAACACGUCCCAUAGCACUACCCAUCAGGAAACAGUCGAGUUCAUCACUGUUACCUAUGGCUAGCAAGAACCCACGAACAGUGCCAUUGUUUUGGGGGGACUAUGCAAACAAAGAAGAGCCAACAGAAUGCCGCUUCAAAAUGCAAUUAGCUCCAGGGAACAUAGCGGAAGAAUGGUUCCAGGACAUUACAACCAGGAAAAUCUUCAUGUUUUCAGGCCUCAAACUCACAUUCUGCAAAUGUUGGCCGCCUCCCAAACAACCCAAGUACACGCAGGCACAGCAGAAGGAACAGGUCAUGGCAGAGCUGCUAGAGGAGGACGAGAUUGGUGUAUGGGCAGAGGGCAACUACGGACACAUCACUUGGGCAAGCAAAGUGUUGUGUCUUGCCCUGGGAAUGGGAGAUACAGCAGGACAUCUAAUUGAAUACGUGGUCAAAGGUAUACCAGACUUACUGAAGGACCACCUCAAAUGUGACUACGAUAGUUGGGAUGACUUCAUAGAUGAUGUGCAGAGCGUACCAAGCGUCAAGCUUAAGAGGGGUCGCAAGGAUCUGGAUAAGGAGCGUGCAAGGGACACAGACAUCACGAGGCUCAAAGUGCAAAGUGUUCAACAACUCAGCACACCAACCUACCGAACACCAUUCCGAACAGCAACACCACCCAAUCCAAUGUCAGCAAACAUCACCAUUCAGUCAAAACCCAACGUAGAACCUGUACCCCGGACGUGCCAAAAGGUCAUAGAAGCUGUGCAGCCAGAGGCUGGCUAG
This is a messenger RNA of Suillus bovinus, 1392 nucleotides long. RefSeq lists its product as uncharacterized. The coding region runs from base 1 to 1392 and encodes 463 amino acids. The transcript has 10 exons. The record is from RefSeq and is a predicted model, not a curated record. NCBI's taxonomy places the organism in Eukaryota, Fungi, Basidiomycota, Agaricomycetes, Boletales, Suillaceae.